Molecule: messenger RNA, 1696 nt
Organism: Geodia barretti
Lineage: Eukaryota; Metazoa; Porifera; Demospongiae; Tetractinellida; Geodiidae
Source: the annotation of a GenBank genome assembly
AUAGCGAUAGUGUGGGAGGGGCUGCUGCAACGUGCACACUUUUGCAGAGAUGCCGAAAAAAGGGAAAGGGAAGAAGAAGGGAGGGAAGGGAAAGGAAAAGAAGGAGGAUGGACCUCCUCCCCUCAAGGUCGCGGGCGAGGAAGAGCCUCUGAGCGAGCUCUCGCGGCAGUUUUACAUGGUCCAGAUCAAGGACUUGGAGGAACGGGUGGGUCGGUACCAGGAGCGCUGCGCCGGGCUUCAGGUCAGCAACGAAGAGCUGCAGUCGAAACUGGCCCAGCAGGAAGAGGACCAGGGACAGGUCAUCCAGUUCCUCAAGAAAAAGACCAAGGACCAAGCUUUGAGUGCAGCAACUAUUGAGGGAGAGUUGGAGACUCUGCGAAGAGCUAGAGAGGAAGAGAGAGAGCAACUGGAGGCUCAAAUAUCCCAGCAAGAAGAAGACGCUCGCAGGGCCCAGGACAAGCUACAGGAAGAGAAUGGAGUUUUACAGGGGAAGCUGGAUGCACUGGAGGAAUUCCGAGUGAAUAAGGAGAGGCUGGAAGAGGAGUCCAGAGAGAUGGCGGCCGAUAUCGAGAGGUUGAAGAAGGAAAAGGAGGACGUGGUGUACAGUCUGGAGAAAAAGGCCGUGCUUGAUCGUGACAAAAUGAAGAGGGAAAUGGUGUCCAAAGUGAACAUGGUAGCCGGUGAAUUCCGCAAGGUGUCCGACCUCCAGAUGGUGGAGACGACAAAGCGGACGAUCCGGGAGAACGUGACCAUCGGCCAGCAGCUGAGCAAGAUGUCCGAGAAGACGAUGGCCCUGCUGAGAGAGAACGAGGCACUGCGCAGGAAAGAGACCGAAAUGAGCAGAAGAGUUGAACUCCUGGAGACAAGCCACAGGGAGGUGACACGAAGCAAUGUCAGCAACCAGAAGGUGAUUCUGCUGCUGCAGGAGAAGGCGAGGGGGCAGGAGAGGGAGUUGGAGGAUCUGAGGUACACGGCAACGCAGUGUGUCAAGUUGGAGAGGCAGGCCCAGCAGGCCAUGGAACAAGCUGCCACUACCACCAUUGACAGCAAGAUAAUAUACAGCCCCCAAGGAUACCCUUUUCUUCCCCCAUAAACAUCCCCUCUUGCAUCCCCUGAACUAAGGACCACUAACUUGUAUAUGGACACUUCAUUCUGCACCAUUGAUUCCACUGCGUACCCUCCUCAACCCUGACAACGUACUGUGUCAGGUGUACAGAGAGCGAAGUCAGAAUGUGGAGGCUGAGUUGGCCAGCAUGCAAGCACAGCUGUCUGAUGCAAGGAGGCAAAUCCAAUCACUCACUGCCAUUCUAACCCAGUCGGCACACACCAUCCAGACAGCAUUACAGGGCAGCAGUUCAGAGGCUGAGCACCUGGCAAAGAGACAGGGGCUGCUCUCCACUCUACUCCACCUCCUCACCUCCUCACCCCUCACCAGAAGCACACCUUCACACCUCACACCUUAUACACCAGGCGACCUAGGCAUAGUGCCACCCUCUGGCAAGAGAAGUGAUUAUCAAAUUCACCAGAACUCCAUACAAACCGGAAAAGGAGCUUUGUAGUUAUUACCAUUCACUGAUUACAUCAUUAUGACUUCAUGGUAAUGCCCUACAGUUCACAUGUGUGCUAGCUGUGUACUUCACAUUGUCCAGAACAAUGCAACAAUGUACAGUGUACAUAAUCAAGGUCCCAGGAGACA